Daldinia childiae is the source of this 1089-nucleotide messenger RNA. RefSeq lists its product as uncharacterized. The transcript has 2 exons. The record is from RefSeq and is a predicted model, not a curated record. NCBI's taxonomy places the organism in Eukaryota, Fungi, Ascomycota, Sordariomycetes, Xylariales, Hypoxylaceae. The coding region runs from base 1 to 1089 and encodes 362 amino acids.
AUGUUCGUCUCUAAGAUCCUCUUCGCGGCACUUGCCAUCGUCGAGGUAGCAUCAGCCGCCCCGGCCUCCCUCGCCAAGCGCCUGCCGGGCCGCGUCGUGAAAGCCGGUGAGCCGGUAGUGAUCGACACCAACUCUGAGUACGUCCGAGUCAGCUUUAUGAACGACGGCAGCCUGCUCGGCGGGUACGCCGCCAAGGACGGCACUCAAAAUGUCUUGCGCGUCGUGAAGUCGACCAACGGCGGCCAGUCGUGGGAGCAUCUCGGCGAAGUAUUCAGAGGCGAAAUCGCAACCCACGACAUCAACAACGCCAUGCCGCUUCAGCUACCCAACGGCCGCAUCCUGUACGCGUACCGGAACCACGACCGUAUGGGCGCUGACUGGCACUACACGUACUUCCGCAUCUCGAUCUCGUACUCGGACGACGGCGGCAAGACCUUCAAGUAUCUCUCUACCGUCGAGGAACACGUCCCGUCGGGCGUCAAUGGUCUUUGGGAGCCGUUCUUGCGGAUCGCUAGGGAUGGGUCGCUGCAGUGCUAUUACUCUGCUGAGAACAGCGGGGGCGACCAGGACAAUUUUAUGAAGUACUCCACGGACGGCGGCGCGACGUGGUCUCAUUGGAUUGCCGUCUCGGGCGGUGAUAAGAAUUCUCGCGAUGGUAUGGUUGGUGUUGCGCCUAUUGACAAUAACGGAAAUCUCAUUGCUGUCUUUGAAAACACCGAAAGCGGAGUCUUCUCAGUCAACUACGUGCUCUCGCACGACGACGGGCGAUCGUGGGGCUCGCGCGGCAGGCUGUACACGGCGCGCAACGGGAAGCUGGCGGGGGCGCCGCAGGUGUACAACGUGUGGGGCACGCUGGUGGCCAGCUUCAUGACGAACGAGGACGUGGAGGGCACGAGCGGGUACGACGGCGCGCAGAUGAAGGUUAUUACUAGCGUGGACGGAGGUAAGACGUGGUCCGGCAGCGUGGUUACCGGCGAGGCGGCGUCGCAUUGGCCGGGCGUGUUUAAUCGCGAUGCUACGCAUUUCUUGGCGCUGUAUUCGAAGGAUGGGCUCGGGGCUGUUAGUCAGUUGUAUGAGUUGAAGAAUUAG